Messenger RNA from Papilio machaon (common yellow swallowtail), 4187 nucleotides. It is a transcript of the gene Cdk12, whose product is annotated as cyclin-dependent kinase 12. Gene Ontology annotation, cellular component: cyclin/CDK positive transcription elongation factor complex; nucleus. Gene Ontology annotation, molecular function: cyclin binding; RNA polymerase II CTD heptapeptide repeat kinase activity; ATP binding. Lineage: Eukaryota; Metazoa; Arthropoda; Insecta; Lepidoptera; Papilionidae. The transcript is spliced from 17 exons. Gene Ontology annotation, biological process: positive regulation of transcription elongation by RNA polymerase II; transcription elongation by RNA polymerase II; protein phosphorylation. Bases 364 to 3708 code for a protein of 1114 amino acids. The record is from RefSeq and is a predicted model, not a curated record.
GCCAACACUAUAGCACAGUGCGAUGAUGAAAUGAAAUGAAAAAGCAAAUGGCUGACUAGAAAUUGAUUCGACGUCUUCGACGUUCUCGAAUUCACAACAAAAAUAAUCCUAUUUAAUUGCAUGAAUUAUGCGCUAUUUAUGAUCAUGACUAGCAAAAUAAGAUUACUAAAGCUACAAUAAAUCCAAAUAACUGUAUAUUACUUGCCUAUAUUCAGUCAAAGAUACUAAAUAAGACACCUUAUCUAAGCAUUAUAGAAAUUUGCAAAUACAAAUUACAGUGAUUGGGGUGAUCGCACGUCCGUUUUUUCUUAAGUUGUAAUGUGAAGAGGCGCAACAUCCUGAGGGUCUCCGCCCUACCUGAUCAUGGAAAGGAGCUAUGAUAAGCGACAUAGCAAGCAUCAUAAGGAGAAGCACAAGAAGAGAGAUCACAAAAAGUACAGAAGACACAGUGGUACUCAUGAACAAUCAUAUGCUACAGUAAAUUCUAGUAAGCCCCUUGUAGAAUACUCUGAUGUUAGUUCAGAAGACUUGUCAGCCCCCGAGGCAGGAGAAAUAGAGAGUGAGGCGAGUUCAAUAGGCCGGCACAUUGCUGAUGAUCUUGACCGUACAAGAAAAUCGCACCCAGUGCGUACAUUUCUUGACAACAAGACAAUCUCUGUCUCUACAACUUCAAGCCGCCGCACUAUUGAAGAGUAUCCUCUGACCCGUGAUUCUUCCUCAGCAGCAUCAAGGAGCCGACGGGGCCUGGAAUAUGUCGAGGCAGAGCCAGACUUCAGUGACACCUGUUAUAAAAAAAAGAAAGAGAAGCGUAAAAAGGACAAAAAGAAACGUAAGAAGAAGUCAAAACACCGGUCAAGGUCAGCCAGUCUGGAGAGUGUGUCGCAUGAUGAUGAUGUACAUAUAGAGCCACGGCCAGUGAGCCCUAAGAGGUAUCAGCAAGUGCCUAUAAGUGAAUGGGAGAAGGCCUCGUCUCCUCUUCAGAAUGGGUCGUGUUCACCCAUCUCUACGACUACACCGCCUAUGAGGAGCAGACAUGAUGACUCUCCCCAAAUGAGAAUUGCAAUGCAUAGAGAGAUGCCAAUCCAUACAGUGAUGUACUCACCUCGCAGGGAAAGGUCUCCUGUUAUAAGUAGGCGGAGGCAGAAGUCUAUGACACCACACACACCAUCCAUGCCGCCAUACCAUGAAACUGUCACCAUAGACUCUGACAGUGAGCAGGUCUAUGAUAGAGUGAGGAGGGACUACUGGAUGGACCACAGAGUGCAAUCACCUAUUAUGGUUAUAUCAGAUUCUCCAACUCACGAGCCACGUAUGCGGGAGUAUAGUCCCCGACGUAGCCACCGUCGCAAGAGCCCCCGGCGACGACACAGGAGCAGGGAACGGGAAAGACAUCGUGAAGCCCGCGCUCAUCAUAGAUCACACAGCCGCAGUUCAAUGAAGCGACGUCGCUCAGUGUCACGAAGCCGGCGGCGCUCCUCAUCUCCGCCACGACACCGGCCUCGGCACAGCGAGACAACCAAGGAGAGGCACAGAGUUAAACAUGAAUCACCAAGUCCACCAUCGGCACUACAAAGGAGAAUUGAUUUUAAAGAGAAGAUUAGCGAUACAAGCUUGUUUGCGGAACUUGUUAAAGAUAAACACAAAAGAGCAAAGAAGCUUCAAGAAAUCUUGAGCCAAAAGGAGGAGGAAUCUCAAGGCGCGAUUUCUUCAAAUACUUCUAUAAAUAAUCCAGAAAUUAUGACCAUUGAUGAACUUUCUAAUGCCACAGCGGAUAGUUCAACUCAGGUUUCAAAAGAAGAGGGUGAGAAAGAGCCGGCGACGGAGGUGGUUGACAUUCCGAUGCCCACACCCACGGGCAGCGAGGACAAUCCCACGCCCACGGCUACGGCCACGGCCACGCCCAACCCGCUGCAGCCACCGCCGGAGUUCGACACCUUCGAACACAAGGCCACUGCUAAUGGAGAGACAACUGAUAGUGUUGAAUCUGAUCAAAAAACCCAAACCCCUCCACCACUACCGCCACCGCCGCCAAGCAGUGCGCCGCCACCGGUGUCUGGCACGGCCAGUCUACCCCCGCUACCUAAAGUGGGUGGCAGUGUAGUAGACGGGGUAUACCUGCAGAACAGCCAGCCUGCGCCAACUGCGCAUAAACCUAAGAGCCUCACCAAGUUGCCCAUGCCCCCCAACACACAGGUGGAAGAUCUGAAGACGUUAGCUAAUGAGAGUCCUUUAAGUACACCAUCCCCCAGCCCCAUUAAGAAGCCAGACAAGCCAAAGAGAACCGGCAUCAUGAAUCUUCCCAUGCCACCUUUGGUGCCGGAUUCAGAGGAACUAAGCGCAGAUGAACUGGACGGGUCUACGCCUCCGCCAGCCUCGCGUCGCGACCAGUACUCGCACGUAUUUAGUGCACGUAACAAACGGGACCCCAAUUCUGGUUCGAAGUUAAAAAGGCCGAGAAUAUUGAAGAGACGGGGCUCCAAAGUAGUGCCGGUUGCGACGCCGACCUAUCAUGCCAAAGAUUGGGGAGAGAAGUGUGUUGAUGGCUUCCAGGUCAUAACUCAAAUAGGUGAAGGGACUUAUGGUCAAGUUUACAAAGCUCGGGAUAAAAACACUGGCCAGCUGGUGGCACUCAAGAAGGUACGGCUGGAGAAUGAGAAGGAAGGCUUCCCCAUCACUGCGGUGCGAGAGAUCAAGAUCCUCAGGCAGUUGAAUCAUAAGAACAUUGUCAAUCUACGGGAAAUUGUCACUGAUAAACAGGAUGCUUUGGACUUUAGAAAAGAUAAAGGUUCAUUCUACCUGGUGUUUGAGUACAUGGACCAUGACCUAAUGGGUCUGCUGGAGUCCAAGAUGGUGGACUUUACGGAGUCGCACAACGCGUCUAUAAUGCGACAGCUACUUGAUGGGCUGGCGUACUGUCAUCGCAAGAACUUCCUACAUAGAGAUAUCAAGUGCAGUAAUAUCUUGAUGAAUAAUAAAGGGGAGGUGAAGCUGGGUGACUUUGGUCUAGCCCGGCUGUGGUCUGCUGAGGACAAGCAGCGGCCGUACACCAAUAAGGUGAUAACACUGUGGUACAGGCCGCCGGAGCUGCUGCUGGGUGAGGAGCGCUACGGGCCCGCCGUUGAUGUCUGGUCCAUGGGCUGUAUACUUGGAGAAUUGUUCCUCAAACAUCCAUUAUUCCAGGCCAGUGUAGAAAUGAUGCAGUUAGAGAUGAUAUCUCGCGUGUGUGGUACACCAGUACCAGGUGUAUGGCCUAAUGUGGUCAACCUGCCACUAUGGCACACGUUGAGACCAAAGAGGUUCCAUAAACGCUGUGUGCGGGAGCAGUUUGCCUUCAUGCCCGGACCAGCGCUUAAUCUGCUUGAUCGCAUGCUGGAGUUAGACCCGGAGAAGAGGAUCACUGCUGAGGAAGCUCUUAAAAGUCCGUGGUUGAAGAAUGUGGUGCCGGAACAAAUGCCAGCUCCAGAGUUACCAACAUGGCAAGAUUGUCACGAGUUGUGGUCAAAGCAGCGAAGGCGACAGCAAAGGGAACAAGACCAGACCAAACCAAAGUCUUACGGGUUCUCGUCCAACGAUUGCGACAAAGACCCUAAUUUCAAGCAGAAUGAAAACUCAAACCAAUCGGAUUCCGGCUUCAGAAGUGAAUCAUAUAAAAUGGAGAGUGGUUUUAAAUCGGAGUCAGGGCAAGAGACUGUGGGACAAGUUAAAUAGUAUAUGGAGUAUUUCUAUGGUUAUUAUGGAUAACCAUAGAUUUGUGCCUUGUGCUUUAGUGAGUGAUACUAAGUGCUAGUGACACAGUUUUAGUGAAUCACAUUUCCAUUCCUAGGAUCAGUUUGCUAUCUUCUAUUCCGGGAAGAUUUGCUAAUAGCUUGAAGCCAUCUCAAGACUUCAGGGUUGCCAGCUGUGAAAAUGAAUUCAAGAAGGUAAUGAAGAAGUGAAAAUAAUAAGUAAAUUAUAGUAUUGUAAUGUUAUUUAUCAAAUUAUACUCUGUGAUAGGAAUUUUUAAGGGCGAGAUAUAUAUCAUAAUUUUUACAUCACAGACUAUAUUAAACAUCUUGUAAUUACCCAAAAUAAGUGAGAGUUUAAAUAUCUAUUGUCCAAGGAAUCCUGGAUAUAAAUAAGCUAACAAUGGCAAUACUUACAACUUCUACAACUUAUUCCUAUUAGGGAUUUUAUUACUGUGAACUUUU